This is a messenger RNA of Bacidia gigantensis, 897 nucleotides long. RefSeq lists its product as uncharacterized. NCBI's taxonomy places the organism in Eukaryota, Fungi, Ascomycota, Lecanoromycetes, Lecanorales, Ramalinaceae. The record is from RefSeq and is a predicted model, not a curated record. The transcript is spliced from 2 exons. Bases 1 to 897 code for a protein of 298 amino acids.
AUGGCCGUAAACAAUGAGUCGCUACGACAUCUGCCUACCCCAGAAACACAGGCAAAGAUCACUGAGGCAUUCUGGCAUCAAACCGAUAAUGAAUGCAUCUCUCAGCAAGACGUUUAUUUUCAGAAACAUUAUUUCAUCGAAUGCCAGAAACACUAUGCGAACAGUCGUGUCCAAAGAUGGUCCCACGGUCAGGCCGCCGCAACCACUCAUUCGGACAUUCUGAGCCUCGCUUUUUUCGUCUCCGCCAACAGCAACUUACCCAAGGGGGCUUUGAAAAGGAAGGCCAAACAGACCCUAUUUCCUAAUGCGCAUGAGGAGGCUAUCGAAGAAAGUAUGGAAUUAGUGCUUCGGCUCUGGCUAAUGAUCCACAUUAGGACAAACCGAAAGGUUGUAACGCCCGGCAUGCCUGCGAUUAGUUGGAUAGACAAUAUCCCGAAACUCAUCAUCCGUGGUACGUCAAGGCACGCCGCCAUCAGUCCCAUAUUAACCGACAUCCGUAGGUCUCUGAUUCCGGCAUCUGUUCUUCAGGAGAUAUUGCUUUCACUUGAUUUGCUCUUUCCCCCAAACCAGCAAUCUGUGUUGUCGUUUCUGGCGGACGAACAGAAGGAUAUAAUACUAGAUGGAUCAUACGGACGCAAUCGCCCGCUUCAUCUCGGACAUUUCAAUCACUUGAAAGAUCGGAUACUAGAGAUUGAUGACCUAUUUCACACCCCUGCACCUGGCUGGUCGCAGCUUUUGGCAGACAAACGCAAUCUGCAGCAGUAUUACACAUUCUGGAUCGCCCUUGUUGUCUUCGUCUUGACAGUCGUCUUCGGUUUUAUUUCCUCGGUCACGGGCAUCAUUCAAUGUUACGCGUCCAUGCAGGCAUUGGAACUUGCGCGAAAGCAGUCUCAAUAG